This is a messenger RNA of Prorocentrum cordatum, 2324 nucleotides long. The record is from the annotation of a GenBank genome assembly. NCBI's taxonomy places the organism in Eukaryota, Dinophyceae, Prorocentrales, Prorocentraceae.
AUGUUCACCAUCGUGUACGCGGCGACGCGCAUGUCGGAGAGGACCCGGCACCGCGCGGCCGCCGGUGGUCUCCUGUGCCUCACGACCCUGAGCUUCCUGGUCUGCGCCGGGUCCGUCCUCGCCGCGCAGAUCUCCAAGGCGGGCGUCCUCCUCGCGCAGCCCAUCGGGGCCUCGGUGGAGGGGACCACGGUGGCGGCGGCGCUGCUGAUGAUGGCGGUCACCUUCGGCCUGGAGGAGCGCACUGUGGUGAAGCUCUCCACCGUAUUCACAGGCGGCGUGAUCGCCUCCUUCGCCGCCGUGCUCGCCGGCGCGCUCGUCGCGGCGCAGAGGCUGCACCCCGCGCGGCUGCUGCGCGCGGAGUGGGGCAGGCUGCUGCCCCCCGUCGCUGCGCUGGGGGGCGAGGUGUGGGUCGUCAACGUCUUCCUGCAGCUGCUCUGCUUCGCGGAGGUGGUGUGCCUGGUCUGCGGGCGGCACGGGCCGGGGCGCCCCCGGGCCGUCCUGGCGGCGGUCUGGAUGGGCAGCGUGGCGCCGCUGGCGAUGGCGACCCUGUGGACGACUGCCGCUGCCGUCAACAUGACGCCGCGGAGCGUAUCCGCCAGAAUGGCGGACCCCCUCGAAGCGUUCCUGACCGGCUCGGCCACCACCGCGGUGCCCGUUGCUGUCAUGGCAGCGUUCGCCAUCCUCACGACGGUGAUCGGCACGGCCCUCGCCAAGCGCCAGUUCAUCACCGGCAUGAUCGGCGAGCCGUCCGAGCGAGGCCGGCUCCUGAUCAGCCUCGGCGUGCUGGGCGUGCCCUCCGCGAUAGCCUUGUUCGGCGGAGACCUGUUCUACCGCGCAAUGGCGUUCUUCGGCGAAGGAUACCCUGCGCUUCUGCUCUAUGGCGUGGCCCCCCCGUGGCUGUGCUGGCGGCUGCGGCGGCAGGACGCCGCGGCGCCCGGGCGGAGCCGGGUGCGGGCGUUGCUGCCGGGCGGGUCCUUCGCUCUGUGGUUGCUCUCCGCCUGCGGGCUGGGAGUCCUGCUCACGAAUUCGGGGAGACAAUAUUUCCAUUUUUGCCGCUUCAAUGUUGAGGGCUCGCGGCUUAUUGUAGUAAUUCGUCAUGCGGCAGCCAUGACGGUUGUGGCCAAAGGGGAUUGCGCACGCGAGUUCUGUUUAUAUACUGGAUUAUCGCCCGUGGGGUCAGCGCAGCGCUCCCGCCCCAACACCAGGUAUUCGGAUAUGCCCUGCGCUAGUGAACAUGUAGCAACAUUGGCGGUGCCAGUUCGCAGCUGUACUCGCCUUUCCGCCCGAGGUCGCCUCGGGUCUGCCUCGGGUCUGCGUGGUGUCCAGGGCCCGCUCCCCGCCCGACGGUCGGCCACGUGAGCCUGCUCGGCUGCGUUGGCAAAGUGACGGAAGGUAGCAGACCCAAAUCAACCAAUAGUGUCACGCAGGUCCAUGGAUGUGGGCUGGUGUGGAGCUUGGCCAGGCGCUGUUUAACUGUGGCUUGCCCCGCACGGGUCGGGUCGCCGGUGGGGCACGAGCUGCGCGGGGCUCUCCAGACGAGAGGCGCGGCUGGGAGUGGGCCGAAGAUGUGGAACCCGGUGCGAGGGCCAGACGUGGCAAACGUCAAGUCGGGAGCCAGUUUGCACGGCGUGUUGGUUUCGGCUUUUUCUGGGUCCCAUAAUGCCUUUUAUAGCUAACGCUGCCCCUGAAUCUCGUAUAAGCAACUGCAGUGGGCAAUGGUCACUACAGCUUGAUGACCAUAGUCCGCAUUCUGGCAGCUCUGCACUUGCACAGUAUUGUGCUACCAUCCCCUGCCCUACCGCGAAUAGUCUGAGGCUUGCCUGAGGUUGGCGGGUGUCUGAAUGAGUCUUGCCAAUUUUUUGUACAUGAUGCAUUGGAAUGUUUUGCACGCCGCUCGACUUAUCAAUAUCAACACUCAGAGUGCUGAGUGAUGUGCAGCGUAUCACGAAGAGGAUCACGAGGAUCACAUAUUGGUUAGGGAAGCUUGUUUGAGACCCUCGUACGACGGUAAUUCAGAGGCCCGUGACAUGUUCUUGGGCACUGGUCAUCGUGGUGGCUUUUGCGCAUGCGCCUCAAACCCAGCAUCUUCACCAUCACGUCUUCGCUGCCGUCGGCAUCGUGGCGAGUCGUUCUGCACUCUUGCCGAAAAUCCUCGGGCACGGCCUGAGAUCGAUCCAGACACAUGGGCCAGGCAGGACGGACCGUGCCGAGUGGAGCGCCCUCUUUUUUCUGUCUGGUCUUCCUCCUUCCCCCCUCCUUCCAUUUCUACGAUGAGGAGGAAGGGCCGGCGACCACGACGGAGCCAGCCGCAUGGCUCGAGCUAU